ACCAAAUAUGGAGGCCAAGAUAGUCGCUUGUGGUGUGUUUUGACAUGCGUUGUGAAAACAGUCGGGCGACCUUGUGCCGCCAAACUUACAGAGUACAGCAUCGAUGUUAAGGGAAGUUCGUGUCAAGGAGGUGACUGCAGGUGCACGGGGGCUAUAAAUGCCUCUGUUAAACCAGUAAAACAUCAUGAAGGUACUGAUUGCUUGAUCAGUAAAAGCCAUAAAGGUUAUCGCAAUUGUGCCGCUAAUCCAAACUUUGGUUGCAUCGGCCAGUGUAUGGAAUGCAACGGCAAAUGUAUGAACUACAGCAGUAUGGUUGAACAGUAUCUGGGCAAAGAUUCUCCUUGCACAGAAGAGAUGGAUCCAAUUGGGUGUUGCACUGUGCUGCAUAUGCGUCAGGAUGAUUACUGUCUCAACGGCGGGAAAUUAUUGUGCGAAGAUGAUAAGAAAGAACCAAUCUGCACGUGUCCGGUGGGAUGGACCGGAUCCCGUUGUGAGAGUCGAAUGAUUGAGAAUGUGACCUGUAUAUGCUUCAAGACCGACAUCACGUGGAACUCUUUCUGUGGGAAAAAUGAUAUGUACAGGUGUACCGACGACGAUAGGCCGGAAAACUGGACAGAGUGCCGACAAAACCGAUGUGUUUGUGAAAAGUCUGAAGUACAUCAUUCUACGAAGUCCUUACCGGAAUGUUCCUUGAAGGAGAUUUCUGUUCCACUCCCAGUGAUAAGGUUUUCAAAUGGAGCUGCAUUGGUCUCGAGGAGUACAGCCAUCACAUUCACCUUUCCAUUAACACUAAUAUACACUAAUAUACAGUAAAAUGUUUCAAGCCAACCAUUUAAUCUGAAACCGAGGGCUGAAACGGUGUUGGGGUAGUAUAAUAUAGCGUGUUUUGACCGAAAAUGCCUUAAAUCAAAAUUUAAUAUAAUAAAAGUCGCAAGUGUUUAAACUCAAAAAAUCAUAUUUUCUGACAGCCAUCAAUCAGAGUCCAGUUGUCUGGCAGUAAAAUAACACAAAUAAACAACUUUGGCAUGUAGACGUAGCGAAAACUUGGCUCUAUCAAUAAUCAAUAAAAACUUUUAGCACAAUGCAUUGAAAAUCCUAAUUUGAAGAACUUAAAUACUAAACUUUUCAUUUUUGAUUACUCGGUCGAGAAGUCGCAACACGGCGAACACCAACAUCCACACUAUAUUAUACGGCCCCAACACCAUUCCAGUCCCUUAUGCGUGCGAUUGUAAAAAAACACGCUCUACUUGUGAUAUUGCCAAACGAUAUAAGAGACAUUGUGCUGUGCUCGACGUAGUUAUUUAAGUGGCAUUAAAUCACAUUCCAAUUGUGGCCAGCUUGUAUACCGCGCGCAGCAAAUAAGACGGCUAGGUGUUCCAUACUAUAGCGACCGCGUUCUGCAGCUGGAGGAGCCGGUAACAGAGUGCGCAUGUGCGUGGAAUCCACGACAACGCAGCUGGCGCACAUGACAAAUCUUGUUCUGACAUGCCAUUGUUGUUUUAGACGGAUUCAAUAGUGUGUGCAGUGUUCAGUUGCAUGACUACCUCAAAUGGACACUAUACAAUGUUUUCUCUCAGUGUCUGUGCGUACAUUUAGUAUUCAUGGUCAGUUAUGUUCUGCCGUUGAUGGGGUAAAACAGUUGAAGUCAACUAACGUAGCCAGUAACAAUGAAUAUAGUGAACAAAUAAUGAAUUCCUAUGACGUAUUGUUUGUGUUCGUGUUCAAACUUGAUUUAUGGCAUUGCACUCAUUAUGGCAUUUAUCGGUUAGCAGUGCGGAAAUAGUGACAAAUAUUCGUUUAAACUUUAUUGAGCCUCGUUAUGGUGAAACUGUGCUAAAUGCAAGUGCCUAAAGUGUUUCCCAGAUUAAGCUCGGUUUGCCAGUACGAAGGCUUUUAUCAUGGAUAUACAUGUAUGCUAAUUUUUUCUACGUUAAUACUUUGUUAUGAUGCGUCUGAUGUGAUUUAUUUUGAAAGAUUGAUUUUGGAAUGAUUGCUUUUUUUAUUUUUGUAUCAUAUUUUGCAUACUUUGUAUUAUUAUAAUCAUCAUCGUCAUCAUCAUCAUCGUCGUCGUCGUUGUCGUCCACGUCGUCGGAAUUGAUAAGGAAGUUAUUAUGACAUUUCAUUGUAUAAUUAUUUUUUCCCUUGUAUGUUCGUAUGCAGGUUUCAAAAUAAAUACUUGUGUUAUGUUACUUAAGACUACAUUGUAAAAAAGAAAUUAUUUCUUAAUGUAAAUUCUUCAUGAAAUAAAGGUAUUAUUAUUAUUAUAAUAAAUAUUAUUAUUAUUAUUAUUAUUAUUAUAUGUGCGGAGACUGUUCGAUGCCUCUUCCGGUGUUCGAGAGACGAAAUACAGGGUUUUCCACUCGAACCCUUCAUUGUUUUUAGAUUCAUAUUAAAGCUAUAAAUUUAAUGCUAACCACCACUAAGCCUUGUGAAAGCCGUUGAUGGGGUAAAAUAGUUGUAGUCAACUAACGUAGCCAGUAACAAUGAAUAUAGUAAACAAAUAAUGAAUUACUAUGACGUAUUGUUUGUGUUCGUGUUCAAACUUGAUUUAUGGCAUUAAACGCAUUAUGGCAUUUAUCGGUUAGCAUUGCGGAAAUAGUGGCAAAUAUUCGUUUAAACUUUUUUGAGCCUCGUUAUGGUGAAACUGUGCUAAAUGCAAAUGCCUAAAGUGUUUCCCAGAUUAUGCUCGGUUUGCCAGUACGAAGGCUUUUAUCAUGGAUAUACAUGUAUGCUAAUUUUUUCUACGUUGAUAUUUUGUUGUGAUGCGUCUGAUGUGAUUUAUUUUGAAAGAUUGAUUUUGGAAAGAUUGCUUUUUUAUUUUUGUAUCAUAUUUUGCAUACUUUGUAUUAUUAUAAUCAUCAUCAUCAUCGUCAUCAUCAUCGUCGUCGUUGUCGUGCACUUCGUCGGAAUUGAUAAGGAAGUUAUUAUGACAUUUAAUUGUAUAAUUAUUUUUCCCUUGUAUGUUCGUAUGCAUGUUUGAAAAUAAAUACUUGUGUUAUGUUACUUAAGACCACAUUGUAAAAAAGAAAUUAUGUCUUAAUGUAAAUUCUUCAUGAAAUAAAGGUAUUAUUAUUAUUAUUAUUAUUAUUAUAAAUAUUAUUAUUAUUAUUAUUAUUAUUAUUAUUAUUAUUAUUAUUAUUAUUAUUAUUAUAUGUGCGGAGACUGUUCGAUGCCUCUUCCGGUUUUCGAGAGACGAACUACAGGGUUUUCCACUCGAACCCUUCAUUGUUUUUAGAUUCAUAUUAAAGCUAUAUAUUUUAUGCUAAUCACCACUAAGCCUUGUGAAAGCAACCAAACUGUGUAAUAACAUUUUCCUUACUCAUGUCUGAAGACAAUCAAUAAAUUAGGCUUUGUUUUACUUCACGAUUCUUUUUGAUAUAAGUGCGUGUAUUUGUAUCAAGUUAUACAUAUCUCCCCGUUUUUUAUAAUUACUAAACAAUAUUUGCAUGAAUAGUAUUCUCGUUUACCUUCGUUGUCCGAGUUAUUGUUACAUGUUAGCGUGGCUCUGAAAACUGGGUUUAUAUAUUUGCGUACAGUUUCAAACCAGAUAAACCUGUGGAGUCCGCACAGGCAUUUUUGGGACGACGCUCUCCGUUGUAUUGUAUUUUUUGUUCAAAGGAAGUCACUCCUGGUCGAAAUUCAUGUUUCGGUGAAACGUUUCGUCCCUGAUUAGCCUGUGCGCACAUGCAUUAAGCCCCGUUUUCCCAGAGCUAAGAUCCUAAUAUAUGUUUAUCGUUAAUGUUAUAAUAAUACAACUAGAUGUGUACGUCUCGGAUUGGUGCUUCUUUUAUAUUUUUUAAAGUACGAUGAUUACUGUAUAGUAUUAAUUGUGUUCGCUAUGUAAUGGAUCGUUGAAAUAAAGUUACUCUUCUCUA
Dreissena polymorpha is the source of this 3875-nucleotide messenger RNA. Its product is annotated as neurogenic locus notch homolog protein 1-like. Lineage: Eukaryota; Metazoa; Mollusca; Bivalvia; Myida; Dreissenidae. The transcript has 9 exons. Bases 274 to 813 code for a protein of 179 amino acids. The record is from RefSeq and is a predicted model, not a curated record.